This is a messenger RNA of Pecten maximus, 867 nucleotides long. RefSeq names its product cysteine-rich, acidic integral membrane protein-like. The record is from RefSeq and is a predicted model, not a curated record. Lineage: Eukaryota; Metazoa; Mollusca; Bivalvia; Pectinida; Pectinidae. Bases 1 to 867 code for a protein of 288 amino acids. The transcript is spliced from 2 exons.
AUGGAAUAUGCCCGUAAACUUGGCCUGCUACACAUCCUGAUCAGUGUUAAAGAAACUCUUCUGGAACACACAAAAAAAGAAAAGAAAUUAAGACUCUUAGAACUGUAUCACAAAGAGAUCAGUUUCACAAAGACUCUUCCGUAUGACAAAGACAUCAGUGUCACAGGGACUCUUCCAUAUGACAAAGACAUCAGUGUCACAGAGACUCUUCCUUAUGACAAAGACAUCAAUGUCACAGGGACUCUUCCCUAUGACAAAGACAUCAGUGUCACAAGGACUCUUCCCUAUGACAAAGACAUCAGUGUCACAGGGACUCUUCCAUAUGACAAAGACAUCAGUGUCACAGGGACUCUUCCCUAUGACAAAGACAUCAAUGUCACAGGGACUCUUCCAUAUGACAAAGACAUCAGUGUCACAGGGACUCUUCCCUAUGACAAAGACAUCAGUGUCACAGGGACUCUUCCAUAUGACAAAGACAUCAGUGUCACAGGGACUCUUCCCUAUGACAAAGACAUCAAUGUCACAGGGACUCUUCCAUAUGACAAAGACAUCAGUGUCACAGGGACUCUUCCAUAUGACAAAGACAUCAGUGUCGCAGAGACUCUUCCAUAUGACAAAGACAUCAGUGUCACAGGGACUCUUCCUUAUGACAAAGACAUCAAUGUCACAGGGACUCUUCCAUAUGACAAAGACAUCAGUGUCACAGAGACUCUUCCAUAUGACAAAGACAUCAGUGUCACAGGGACUCUUCCAUAUGACAAAGACAUCAAUGUCACAGGGACUCUUCCAUAUGACAAAGACAAAUCAAUAUCACAGAGACUCUUUCGUCUAAGAAAGACAACAGUGUCACAGCGACAGUUCAUAUAA